GAGCCACAUGGGUACAAAGUGUCAGAGGUCAUGUUUGAACCCAGGACCUGUCUGUAGUUUUAGUUCUGUAUUCACUGGCCCAAAAUGGAAGAGGUUUUUUUUUUUUUUAACCCUUCCACUUUAGAAUCAUUUCUAAAAUAGAGGGCUAGGCAGUCAGAGUUAAGUGACUUACUCAGCAUCACACAGCUAGGAAGUGACUGAGGUCACAUUUGAACCCAGGUCUUCCUGACUCCAGAUAUGACGCUCUAGGCACCGGGUGAUCUGGCUGGGUCUAGUUCCAGGCAUUUUCAAUGGCUUCACCUCAUGUCUGGAAUAGUUUUCCUCCACCUUUCAGAUCACUGAUCCCUUUAAACUUCCUGUAAGUCACAACUAAAGACCAAAAACUCUACAGGAAACCUUCCCUCGUCCCUCUUAGUCCGAGUGCCUUCAUUCUUUCCAUUCUUCCCUACUUCUUCUAGACAGAGCUUGCUUUGUGUCUGUGUAUCGUCUUCCUCCCUCACUGGACUAUGAGCUCCUGGAGGGCAAGGACUGUCUUCAGCCUCUUGGGGAAUGGCCAGAAGUGCAGAAGAGGUGCUGAAUGUAGAGGGGACGGAAAUGACAGUUUCUGGUCCUUGACAUGCCUUGGCUGUAUCCCUGUCUUCUCGGUGUCUGCCUCCUCUUCUCCCCGGUGGUCCUGCAGCCCAACACAAGCAGCAUCCUUCUGGAGCAGGAGGUGGUGACAUUCCGGGAUGUGGCUGUGGACUUCACCCGGGAGGAGUGGCGCCUCUUGUCCCCUCCCCAAAAGGAGCUGUACAAGGUGGUGAUGCUGGAGAAUGCCCGGAACCUCUUCUCUGUGGAUGAGGAAAUAGAUUCGAUUAAAUGGCUUGUCCUGAGGCACCCACAUAGGAGUUUAGGAGUUUCUUCCAGAAUUUACCAGAACAGGAUGUGGAAGGGGGGCUGUUCAUUCAAGAUCCCCCAGCAGGGUAACAGGCACAUCCUACCCUGGACUCCUGAAUUACAGACACUGAGAGGGCUUCCAGCUCCCCCAGAAGAUGUGCUUUCUUCUUUGGAGCAGAGGGAAGCCCCAUGGAUGCUGGAACAAGAAGGCCCAAGGAGCUCGUGCCCAGAAGGAGAGAUCAGGUCUCAAAUGAAGUCAAAUCCAACAGAUAUGAGCCUUCCUGUGGAAAAAAUAGACCAACAUAGAUUCAUGAGUGAUGGUCCUGAUAACUUUACUUUCAGAGAAUUCUGUGUUGCAUCUCGAAAUUCAUCUCAUAUUGAACAUCAAAGAAUGCACACUGAGGAAAAAUCUAGUGAAAGUAAUCAUUGUGGAAAGACUUUUAUGCGCAGGGCCAGUCUUGCUGGACAUCAGAGAGUCCACACUGGGGAGAAACCUUAUGAAUGCAAGCAAUGUGGAAAGACAUUCACAGAUAACUCUAAUCUUGCUAAACAUCAGAGAAUCCACACUGGGGAGAAACCUUAUGAAUGCAAGUAUUGUGGAAAGACAUUCUGUCGGAGCUCCAGUCUUGCUGUACAUGAGAGAGUCCACACUGGGGAGAAACCUUAUGAAUGCAAGCAGUGUGGAAAGACAUUCCGUCAUAGCUCCUCUCUUGCUGUACAUCAGAGAAUCCACACUGGAGAGAAACCUUAUGAAUGCAAGCAGUGUGGAAACACAUUCAUUUGUAGCUCCAGCCUUGCUGUACAUGAGAGAGUUCAUACUGGGGAGAAACCCUAUCAAUGUAAGGAGUGUGGGAAGAUAUUCAAACAGUGUUCCACUCUUGCUGUACAUCAAAGAAUGCAUACUGGCGACAGACCUUAUAAAUGCAAGCAAUGUGGAAAGACAUUCAGUCAGAGUUCAUAUCUUGCUGUACAUCGGAAAAUCCAUAGUGGGCAGAAACCUUACAAAUGCAAGCAUUGUGGAAAGACAUUCAGUUUGAGCUCCUAUCUUGCUGUACAUGAGAGGGUCCACACUGGGGAGAAACCUUAUGAAUGCAAGCAGUGUGGGAAAACAUUCAGUCGAAGCUCCAGUCUUGCUCCACAUGAGAGAGUCCACACUGGGGAGAAACCUUAUAAAUGUAAGGAAUGUGGAAAAACAUUCAGUCAGAGCUCAUAUCUUGCUGUGCAUCAGAGAAUCCACACUGGGGAGAAACCUUAUGAAUGCAAGCAGUGUGGAAACACAUUCAGUUGCAGCUCUAGUCUUGCUGUACAUGAGAGAGUCCACACUGGGGAGAGACCUUAUGAAUGCAAGCAAUGUGGAAAGACAUUCUGUCAGAGCUCUGAGCUUGCUGUUCAUCAUAGAAUCCACACUGGAGAGAAACCUUAUGAAUGUAAGCAGUGUGGAAAGACUUUCAGGCUGAGCUCCCAACUUUCUGUACAUGAGAGAGUCCACACUGGGGAGAAGCCUUAUGAAUGCAAACAGUGUGGAAAGACUUUCAGACUGAACUCUGACCUUGUUGUACAUAAUAGAAUCCACACUGGGGAGAAACCUUAUGAAUGCAGGCAAUGUGGGAAGAUAUUCAGUCAAAGGUCCACUCUUGCUGUACACCAUAGAAUCCACACUGGGGAGAAACCUUAUGAAUGCAAGCAGUGUGGAAAAACAUUCAGUCGCAGCUCCAGUCUUGGUAGACAUGAGAGAAUCCACACUGGCGAGAAACCUUAUCAAUGCAUGCACUGUGGAAAGACAUUCAGUAGGAACUCCAAUCUUGCUGUUCAUCAGAGAAUCCACACUGGAGAAGAACCUUAAGAAUAGAAGCUAUGAAGAAAUUUGUUAAAUUGCAGCUCUAGUGUUAUUGUUGGAAUGAAAUUUACCCUUCCCUCUUUCUGGUUCAUCAUACCUUAUGUGAGCCUGAACUUGACUCAGGGGUGAUUGUUGCAUGAUUCAAACCAUUAGAUAAGGAUAGAAUGGCAGCAGGAAAAGUAAAACUAGAGCCAUGAGAUCACAGGAUGGGGGUAGGGAGAUGCCCCCUGGGCUGCCCAAGCAACAUAGAAAGCCAUGAUUGGCUCCUGAGAUGAAAUGAGUAUUAGUGGGCAGAGAAUAGCUUUGAUAAACUGAGGCAAGAGCAGAUAUUGAAGCUCUUCCCUUUCAGUUUUAUGCUGGCUGGACUUCCUUGUGAGCAUGGCUAGGGCAACCUUAUGGUGGCCACAGAAUAGCAAGCUAAAGGAGCAGUGAGUCAAAUAUAUCUCCUAUUUUUCUAUCUUUUCCCCCUACUACCCUUAGACUAAACAAAAUUAAUUCAGUGUUAGUCUCAUAAAUUCCCGUCUUAUACAUCAUAGAAACCAGACAUUCACACUGAGCUCUCAUCUUGCUCAAAAUCAGGUAAAUUCAAUCUACUAUGUCAUUAACUCUCCUAAGUUUAGGUCCAGAUGGGCAUAUCAUUUAGAACUAACAUGAUCCCACAAGAAAAUUAAGGGAGGGUGGAAGUUUACCUUUCUGAUCAACUCAUUAACAAGAGGAGGAGUUAGGAUCAAAUAAUAUCUAGAUACAAUCAUGAGGUAUAAAGUAGCUAAUUUUUAUUAUUAAAUUCAAAACUAAUGCAACCAAGAUUGAAAAUGGAAAGAAGUAAUCAUUUGUUUUACAACAGUAUGUCCAACUAAAUACUUCAACUUUUAAGGAUUCUAACCUAUUCUUGAAUGCCUUUAUUUCAUGGCACCUGGAUCUAAAGAGUUAAUUUAGGAAGGAAGUAAUGUCUUUGUUCUAUAGAAGUCAUUUGUAAAUAGCAUCAUUUAUUCUAUAAGAUUUUCCAAAAUAUUCCUCUAAGAGAAAAAUUGAGAUAAUAUUGUAGGUUUCAAAUAUGAAAUAAAAUUAUUAAUGUCCCAGUGA
Molecule: messenger RNA, 3796 nt
Organism: Monodelphis domestica (gray short-tailed opossum)
Lineage: Eukaryota; Metazoa; Chordata; Mammalia; Didelphimorphia; Didelphidae
Product: zinc finger protein 554-like
Biological process (GO): negative regulation of transcription by RNA polymerase II; regulation of immune system process; regulation of cytokine production
Cellular component (GO): nucleus; nucleoplasm
Molecular function (GO): DNA-binding transcription repressor activity, RNA polymerase II-specific; DNA-binding transcription activator activity, RNA polymerase II-specific; RNA polymerase II cis-regulatory region sequence-specific DNA binding
Source: RefSeq, a predicted model, not a curated record